Messenger RNA from Protopolystoma xenopodis, 441 nucleotides. NCBI's taxonomy places the organism in Eukaryota, Metazoa, Platyhelminthes, Monogenea, Polystomatidea, Polystomatidae. The record is from the annotation of a GenBank genome assembly.
UUAUAUGUUUCUUAUCUUUUUUUCCUACGGCUGAUUCGCGUGACUCCAGCAGCCAAUCCGGUUGCUGUGCUGGCUAAACAAGUUCCCCUGGCAUUGAGUCCUAUAAAUACAGAAUGUGCCCUCUACGAUCCGCUUGGGCGACUUGUACCUCGCGAGCUUGACGAACAAGUCGAGGAGGAGUUUAAUCGCCUUCUGGGUACUGCUGCCCACCUUUGUCACGCACGAGGCCUUCAUUUUCAUCCCGCUACCGAAAAGCCGCUGUCUUUAGGGGAGGUUCUCGAACUUCUGAUAAAAUAUCAAGAACGUCACAACAUUCAGUUGAAAGUCACGCAUCGCGAGCUACUUCAGAAAUUAUUAGAUAGAAAAAGUCAGUUGCUCGACGAAGUAAGUCACUCUUUUCCUAUUCUCUGUAGUCUCUGCAAAUUGCACAACAGUGUAUAA